UACUUGGACGCCCUCCUGCCUCCGCUUUUCUUCUUCCCGUCCCUUGCCCUUACUCUUCCCCGACGCCUUGAGCCAUGGGAAUGCGGGGCGGCGGAGAUCGUAAGCGGAGAUGGCGCUUUCCCGUCCAUGGGAGCCGCAGCUUCUGUCUGUGGUGAUGGCGUGAAGGAAUCUGCGCAAUCCAUCCUGAGUGGGGCGGAGGAUCGGGGAUGGUAGUCUUGGAGGUGGCUUGCGACUAUCUUUCUUGCUUCUAGGUGUGCUUUCCGCCUUUCUGGCCGCUGUCUUCUUUAUUUUGGUUUGGAACUGUUCGUUCUUGCCGGAUCUCAUCAGCUGAGGAUUGAAUUGGGGCGGGAGGAAGGAAAAGAAGAGUGUAGGAAUCUGAGAAGACUCUUGGAAGACUUGAAUUGUUGGGUUUUAGUACUGCGAUAUUAUUUCCAAUCUGCAAACUCAGGGGUGUUUAUCCAUAUGAAAUGAACCCUGUGUUAUAGCUCAAAUGUUAAAAUCAUUGUGCUAUGGAAUUCUAUUCUUUUACUUGUUAUCAUCCGCAUCCGCCAUCGAGAUAGGGUAUCAACGAUGCCACUGCGAUGGAGAUGGUUUUUGGGCAGUUGAGAACAUUUUCCGAUGUCAGAAAGUGAGCGAUCUUUUGAUAGCUGCUGCCUACUUCUCCAUUCCACUUGCACUCUUGUAUUUUGCUACAUGUUCCAACCUCUUCCCGUUCAAAUGGAUUGUCAUCCAGUUUGGUGCCUUCAUAGUCUUAUGUGGACUGACACACUUGUUGAAUGUGUUCACAUACGAGCCACAUUCAUUCCUCUUGAUGCUAAGCUUGACCAUUUCCAAAUUUUUUACAGCACUUGUAUCAUUUGCCACAGCAAUAACGCUCCUGACCUUGAUCCCUCAGCUUUUGAGAGUGAAGGUGAGGGAGAACUUCCUGAGAACAAAAGCUCGGGAAUUGGACAGGGAGGUUGGCCUAAUGAAGAGGCAAGAAGAGGCUAGUUGGCAUGUAAGAAUGCUUACUCAAGAGAUUCGCAAAUCACUAGACAGGCAUACCAUACUAUAUACGACUAUGGUUGAGCUUUCAAAGACAUUAGGCCUACAAAAUUGUGCAGUGUGGAUGCCAGAUGAGAAUAAAAAGGUGAUGUACCUAACUCAUGAGCUAAGGUCUAGGAACGCCCUUAAUUUAUACAGUAGCUCUAUUCCUAUUGAUGACCCUGAUAUAUUAGAAGUUAAAGAAACCAUGGGUGUGAAGAUUCUAGGUACUGACUCUGUGCUAGGUUCUGCAAGUAGUGGAGACAGGGUUGAGUCUGGAGCAGUGGCCGCAAUACGCAUGCCAAUGUUAAAGGUAUCUAAUUUCAAAGGUGGAACCCCAGAAGCUGUUAAAACAAGCUAUGCAAUACUGAUUCUGGUCCUCCCCAAGGAUACUUCAAGGGAUUGGAGCAAUCAGGAACUAGAUAUUGUUGAGGUGGUUGCAGAUCAGGUUGCUGUUGCCCUCUCUCAUGCUGCAGUUUUAGAGGAGUCACAAAUUAUGAGAGAGAAGUUGGAGCAACAAAAUCGAGAUCUGCUUCAGGCAAGACAGAAUACUUUACGGGCAAGUGAAGCAAGAAAUCAGUUCCAAGUUGCCAUGAGCCAGGGAAUGAGAAAACCCAUCUAUUCUAUCUUGGGUUUGUUGUCCAUGCUGCAACAAGAACAAUUAAAUCCUGAACAAAGACUGCUUGUUGAUACCAUCACAAAAAGUGGUAAUGUGGUUUCAACAUUGGUCAAUGAUGUGAUGGAAAUUUCUAGAAUAAACAGUGAACAUGUAUCUUUGGUAAUGAGACCCUUCCACCUGCACUCUAUGAUCAAGGAAGCUGUUACUGCUGCAAGAUGUCUUUGCGAUUCUCGGGGAUUUGGUUUUGGAUUUCAAGUGGAAAAUGAAGUGCCUGAUCAGGUUGUUGGGGAUGAGAAGCGAAUUUUUCAUGUGAUACUGCAUAUGGUUGGUACUAUUCUGAAUCAGUGUAAUACUGGAGGAGGGUCUCUUAUAAUCCGAGUUUUGAGGUAUGAUCGGAUCAAAGACAAAGAAGAGCAGGAAUGGCAUGCAUGGAAAUUGGACUUCUAUGACGGUUAUGCUUGUGUGAAGUUUGAUAUUGGAUUAAGAAAAUUAGAAUUUGAAACAUUUAUCUCAUCAUCAGUUCAGCGUUCUCAGAUCACUGAUUCUAAGGGUUUGGAGAUGGGCCUUAGCUUUAGAAUGUUCAAGAGGCUUGUUCAGAUGAUGCAAGGAAAUAUCUGGGAAUUUAAGAAUCCCAAAGGUAUCACGGAAAGCAUCACACUCAUUCUUCAAUUCCAAUUGCAACGGCUGACCACAGUAUCAGAGAGCAGAGGAUCUUUUGAGUUGCAUUCUGUAUCUUCCACACCCAAUUUCAAAGGUCUCAGAGUUCUGCUAGCUGAGAGUGAUGAUACCAACAGGGCAAUUACUCGCAAACUCCUUGAGAAACUGGGUUGCCGUGUGUCAUCUGUCAGUUCUGGAUUUCAAUGCAUUAGCUCAUUUGGCAACCCCGUCACGCCCUAUCAAGUCAUAGUAUUGGACCUUUACAUGCCCCAAAUGGAUGGGUUUGAAGUAGCAAUGAGAAUCAGGAAGUUCAGGAGCAGGUCUUGGCCUUCGAUUGUGGCUUUAUCUGCAAGCACAGAGGGUGAUAUAUGGGAGAAGUGCCUGCAGUCGGGGAUCAAUGGCAUGGUAAGAAAACCCGUAACAUUACAGUCGUUGGGAGAUGAACUGUACAGGGUUCUUCACAAUUCAUAGAGGCUUUCAUGCAACUUGGCACUGAUGAGGUUCAUUCCUGCUCAAAUCUCAAUUUUCCGCCACCUUCUGUAUCCGUUAAGAGUUUUGUAACAGCCAGUGAUGUACAAUUAUGCACACUCAAAAUGUGUAUACAGGAAUCAGGUAAAUCAUAUAAUUGGAAUUGAACCGUCUUCCAAACUCACUCAAAUGAUACUCGGUAGAUGCCGCUAAACACUUCACUGGCUCUCCCUCAAUUUUCAAUAUUGUAAUCGAUUAGUUCAUCGCCCGGCAUUUUGUAAUAUAUUUUGUUGUGGUGAAUAUAUUAUUAAACUAUAUCAUGGUAUAAAAUUGGGUUGUUUUCUUUUUCUU
Messenger RNA from Zingiber officinale, 3118 nucleotides. Its product is annotated as ethylene receptor 2-like. The record is from RefSeq and is a predicted model, not a curated record. Gene Ontology annotation, cellular component: endoplasmic reticulum; endoplasmic reticulum membrane. The transcript has 3 exons. Lineage: Eukaryota; Viridiplantae; Streptophyta; Magnoliopsida; Zingiberales; Zingiberaceae. Gene Ontology annotation, biological process: phosphorelay signal transduction system; response to ethylene. Gene Ontology annotation, molecular function: phosphorelay sensor kinase activity; protein binding; ethylene receptor activity. The coding region runs from base 491 to 2770 and encodes 759 amino acids.